This is a messenger RNA of Clupea harengus (Atlantic herring), 2945 nucleotides long. It is a transcript of the gene tap2t, whose product is annotated as transporter associated with antigen processing, subunit type t, teleost specific. Gene Ontology annotation, cellular component: membrane. The record is from RefSeq and is a predicted model, not a curated record. Gene Ontology annotation, molecular function: ATP hydrolysis activity; ATP binding; ABC-type oligopeptide transporter activity. NCBI's taxonomy places the organism in Eukaryota, Metazoa, Chordata, Actinopteri, Clupeiformes, Clupeidae. Gene Ontology annotation, biological process: transmembrane transport.
UCGUGUGGCUGAACUGUGGACAGGCUCUAUGCAACACAGCCAAGAGAAAAUGAAAGUAAGAAGUCUCUGUUCUUGCAUCCACUGGACAUGGUUUAGCGAGUGUGAUUGGCAUUCUGUAAUCCACUUCCACGAAACAUGUCUGGGACACUCCAACACACUUUACUACCAUACGUGUUUGUCUUGACAUUUGACGCUAUCUUGUGGCUACUAGCUUGGCUUUUGCUAAUCACAAACAGCGUAGGUGUUACUUGGCUGUGGUGUUACAGGCUGGUAUGUUGGGGAAUACUUCAUUAUUUGGCGCAGUUGAUCAAUAUUGAGAACGGUCAGACGGUCCUGACGCGAUGGGUGGCAGCACUGUGUCUCACCUCUCCCGCGUACGAGGCUGGAAAGACUUUGGGUCUUUUCAACUCAAGUAACAACUGCACAGUUCCUGAUGUCGGAAUGGUGGUACUAUAUGUGGCCUCCGCCAGCAUGGCAUGUCUGCUGUGGGAGUGGGGUUUUCCGGACAAGGCGAAUGGUGAUAACGGAAAGGAGAAGAAGAAACAAGAGGCCCGGGCACUGCUCAUGAGGGUGAUGCGUUAUUCAGCUCCAGACUAUCUUUACCUGGCGGCUGCCUUCCUCUUCCUCACCUUGACAGCUCUGGGCGAGACAUACAUCCCAAUAUAUGUUGGGAAAGUAAUUGAUAUUCUGAGUGGUACCUAUGAUCACAACGGCUUCCUCUGGGCGAUUGGCCUCAUGGGUCUGUACUCUCUGGGAAGUUCUUUGUUUGGUGGACUACGUGGGGGUAUGUUCAUGUGCACCCUCUGUCGACUGAACAAGAGAGUACGACACAUGCUCUUUCAGAACCUAAUGCGACAGGAGAUUAACUUCUUCGAGGAAAACAAACCAGGCAGCCUCUCCUCUCGUCUCAUCUCAGACACCGAUAAGAUGGGCCGCUCCGUGGCCAUGAACGUGAACGUUCUCCUGCGCAGCCUGGUGAAGACGGUGGGCAUGUUGUACUUUAUGCUGGGCCUCUCCUGGGAGCUCACGCUGCUCGCCUGUGUGGAGAUGCCCCUAGUGGCCGCGUUGCAGAACAACUACAACAAGUUCUCACAGGAUCUGACCCAGCAGCUGCAGGACUGUCAGGCGGAGACGCGAGAGAUGGCCAGCGAGGCCAUCGGGGCGGUGCGGACGGUGCGCAGCUUCCACGCCGAGAGCCAGGAGCUGGGGCGCUACGAAGAGGCCCUGAAGAGGAUGUCCCACAUCAAGAGGCGCAAGGGCAUCUACAGCGCCGUAUUCCUUCUGCUGAGGAGGAUGGUGACUGUUGGUAUAAAGGUGCUGAUGCUGCUGCAGGGACGAGUCCUCAUCUCCACCCAGCAGCUCAGCAUGGGGAGCCUGCUCUCCUUUGUCCUCUAUCAGAAAGACAUGGCCACUAAUAUGAAGCAUCUGGUGUACAUCUAUGGAGACAUGCUGAGCACCGCGACUUCGUCUGUCAAAGUGUUCCAGCUCCUCGACAGGAAACCUAAAAUGAAGGAGGAAGGCUCGUCGGCCCCCCAACAACUGAAGGGCAAACUAGCUUUUCACAAUGUCACUUUCUCGUACCCCUCUAGUCCGGACAUCCAGGCACUGAAGAAUGUCACACUGGAGGUGGGUGCAGGGAAAAUGACUGCGCUAGUUGGGCCCUCCGGUGGUGGGAAGAGCUCCUGUGUGAGUCUGCUGCAGCGCUUCUACGAGCCGCAGGAAGGAGAGGUGCUGCUGGACGGGAAACCCCUCCACUUCUACCCGCAGCAGUACCUACACAGCAAGAUGGCUAUGGUAUCCCAGAAUCCUGUUCUGUUCUCGGGCUCAGUCAGAUACAAUAUCAAGUAUGGCCUAAAGGGUUGCAGUGACGAACAGGUGGAGGAAGCAGCGAAGAGAGCCAACGCUGACAACUUCAUCUGCAAACUAGAGGAUGGCUAUAACACAGACGUGGGGGAGUGCGGAGGUCAGCUCUCCUCUGGCCAGAAGCAGUGCAUUGCCAUCGCCCGCGCCCUGGUGAGGAGACCGCAGAUCCUUAUCCUGGAUGAAUGCACCAGUUCCAUGGACGUCAACACACAGGAGGCUGUCCAGGCGGUUCUGAAUGGGGCAGAGGGCCAGACGGUGCUGGUGAUUGCCCAUCGGCUGCAGACAGUGGAGCGAGCGGACCACAUCAUCUUCAUGGACAACGGUGAGGUGCUGGAGCAGGGCACACAGCAGCAGCUCAUGGACAUGAAGGGACAGUACUACCGCCUCAAAGAGAAACUCUUCCAUGCUGACUGAGAGCCUGGAGCUGGAUCAGGCCAGACCAGACAAUGCUUUCUCGCUUCAGGAUGACAGAAAAACGAUGACAGAAACUCAAGCCUACGCCCACAAGCAGCCCUCCACUUGACAGAAGUACCACAGCAAAUUGCACAAAGAGUCUGGGUCAUUGAAUCUGCAAUAGGCUUUUCCAUCUCAAAGCGUUUAUCACACACCGGUAACCUUCUAAUGGUUUCCACUCACAUUUCAGCCAGAUUACCCCAUGGUUGUCUGCAUACGUGCAUUGUAAUGUACAGCACAUUUUCAGGUGAAUAUAGCCCCUAAGAGACAAGAAUACCUCCAGAGCUACUCCCUUCAUGAUUGCCAAUAUAGUCUCUUUCUCAUCAAAAUGCCAUUUUAUGCUGUAUUUGUAAAGUGAGAUAUGACAGAGGAGCUGGUCCAGAACUCUGGUAAAGCUGUGUUCAGUAUACAAGUAUACAAAACCAUGGUACUGCAGCCAUUGUACACAGACACAUACUGUUUCUCAUACUAGCAAGCAGACCCUCCCUGCCUCUCCCCUGCAUACAUUACAAGUGUAAAGACAGCAAACUCUUGAUCUUGGCCUUUGAGCAAAAUGUUGAUAUUAUCAAUGUAGGAGGUUCUACAUUCUAAACAUUCAUGAAUAAAACCAGCCUAUACUAGUUCCUACA